AUGAGCUCAAUACUUGCACCUGUUCUUCUUGUACUGAAUUUAUUAGUGUUGGCAUCUAAUGCAUCAGCUUUUCAUCGCCUCCAGAUGGAUCAACGUUCCUACCAAUUAGAACCUGAAAGAACACUUUAUUUGGAUGAUUCAAGAGCCGGUUAUUUAAUGGAAAGGAACGGUCGUGCACUAAUGGAGCCCAAGGAUGAAACUUUAUACAAAAUAAAAAAUGUUGCCGAUCUCCCAAUGUUCCGAUUUGGUUGA
Molecule: messenger RNA, 252 nt
Organism: Enterobius vermicularis (human pinworm)
Lineage: Eukaryota; Metazoa; Nematoda; Chromadorea; Rhabditida; Oxyuridae
Source: the annotation of a GenBank genome assembly